AUGGCGCGCGAUGAAGAAAUUCACGGGAAGAAGCGCCCGGCCCCAGCUGACCCCGAUGCGCAACCGCUAGCAAAGCGAUUUGGUCGACUCCGAAUCGAUAAUCGCGUGCCUAUCGCCGCUCGGGCCAAAUCCAAGGGGGAUUCUGAUCCCUCUCCACCGUCCGAUACCAUGCUGUUGGAUGACACUCCCCACACCACCUACAUUCAUAAUUUGGAGCAAGAAUUGGCCGACGUGGACUCGCCCGGUCUGGUCUUUGCCCCGUUCGCCGAGAAAGUGUUAUCGGUACCGCAAUCGGUGCUCUACACCAAACCCACGGGGACCGAGGUGGUUCUCUAUACCGAACCCACCUCGUUGACCGUGCCUCAGGAUCAUGAUAACGUGCGCAAGGCGAUCUUGGAGUCUCGAGCCCGGGCCCGAGAACGCAAUACGACGGCUGCCCUGUCGAGAACCAGUGACCCUGUUCCUACUGACACUACCACUACCAUGACUACAAUGGCUCCCGAGACUACGGAGGGAGAGGGGGAUGAGCAUGAUGCGAUGGAGAUUGACGAAUAG
Molecule: messenger RNA, 555 nt
Organism: Penicillium brevicompactum
Lineage: Eukaryota; Fungi; Ascomycota; Eurotiomycetes; Eurotiales; Aspergillaceae
Exons: 2
Coding region: 1-555 (184 amino acids)
Source: RefSeq, a predicted model, not a curated record